Messenger RNA from Diospyros lotus (date-plum), 3638 nucleotides. Its product is annotated as triose phosphate/phosphate translocator, chloroplastic. The coding region runs from base 130 to 1386 and encodes 418 amino acids. Gene Ontology annotation, molecular function: antiporter activity. Gene Ontology annotation, cellular component: membrane; Golgi apparatus. The transcript is spliced from 11 exons. The record is from RefSeq and is a predicted model, not a curated record. Gene Ontology annotation, biological process: transmembrane transport. Lineage: Eukaryota; Viridiplantae; Streptophyta; Magnoliopsida; Ericales; Ebenaceae.
CGCAAGAUAACCUCAUCGGUGCACGAUAAUUCAAUCGCUCUCUCUCUAUUCUUCACCACCAGAACCUCACUGAAAGCUCAAAGCACGGCAUUUUGGCUCUCUACCUUCUCUCUCUCUAAGGAAUCAACAAUGGAGUCACGAGUGUUGUCCGGCGCCGCCACCAUCACCGCCGGCAUCCCCCGGCCGCGAAGGCCCGUGAGGCUGAGCUCAGCAGCCUGCUGCGCCGUCGCCGACGGCUCCGGCGGCAACCUCAUUUGGGGGAGGCAGCUCCGGCCUGCUAUACUGCUUGAGAGCGCUUAUCCGGUGGCCGCCAACUUGCCCGUCACCAAGCGCGAGAUUCUCCGGCCGUGCCUGGCCGCAGCAUCAUCGCCGGCCGAGGACAGCGAUUCCGCCGGGGAUGCUAAGGUCGCUCCGGUCGGCUUCUUCAACAAGUACCCGGCGCUGGUCACCGGCUUCUUCUUCUUCAUGUGGUACUUUCUUAAUGUGAUUUUCAACAUACUCAACAAGAAGAUCUACAAUUAUUUUCCUUACCCCUAUUUUGUGUCAGUCAUACAUUUGUUCGUUGGUGUGGUGUAUUGUCUGGUGAGCUGGACUGUUGGCCUUCCUAAGCGCGCUCCAAUUGACUCGAACCUCCUGAAGCUGCUUGUUCCUGUUGCCGUAUGUCAUGCCCUGGGCCACGUGACGAGCAAUGUCUCAUUUGCAGCUGUUGCUGUUUCCUUCACUCACACAAUAAAAGCUCUGGAGCCUUUCUUCAAUGCUGCUGCAACUCAAUUUGUACUUGGACAGCAAAUACCCUUUACCUUGUGGCUAUCAUUGGCUCCCGUUGUUAUUGGAGUUUCAAUGGCUUCAUUGACUGAGCUGUCUUUCAAUUGGACGGGAUUCAUCAGUGCAAUGAUUUCCAACAUUUCCUUCACCUACAGAAGCAUAUACUCGAAAAAGGCCAUGACUGAUAUGGACAGCACUAAUAUUUAUGCUUACAUUUCCAUUAUUGCACUCUUCGUCUGUAUUCCGCCUGCCAUUUUUUUGGAGGGACCUCAACUUAUGAAGCAUGGGUUUAGUGAUGCAAUUACUAAAGUAGGUCUAACAAAGUUCAUUUCAGAUUUAUUUUGGGUGGGAAUGUUUUACCACCUAUACAAUCAGUUAGCGACCAACACCCUGGAGAGGGUGGCACCUCUUACACAUGCAGUAGGAAAUGUGCUGAAGCGUGUGUUUGUGAUUGGCUUCUCAAUUAUAGCAUUUGGUAACAAGAUUUCAACACAAACUGGCAUAUGCAUUGCAAUUGCUGGACUGGCAUGCAAUUUCUCUUCAUUUAAGGCCAAGAUGGAAGAGGAGAAAAGAGUAAGUUCUAUUUUCAUUUGUAAUCAAUUUUAUCUAGAUUCAUUUUAAAUGCAAAACAAGGGUGGUAUGUUCAAUUGAAGUUGUAAUAUUCCGAACAGCACCCUGUUCCAUUAAUACUCAUCUUAAUGGCCAUUGACCCCCAUCCCAUAACCAAGCAAUAUAGAAAACAGGUCUUAUCGCUCAAUUUAAUCCAUCUGUCUGCUUUCGGUUGCGGGAUAAGAGCUUUCAUUUUUAGGUUCAUUGCCAUCCAUUUUGCCAUAAGGAUGGUUAAGAGUAAUCUGAGAACUUGUUUGUUUGACAUUAUAUUAAUCACAACGAAUCAUAUCAUUUCAGUUCCCUUUUUGAAUUUCUGAGGAUGAAUUGGGAAAAUGGGAAAUAAGGAAGGGGGAAAAGAAGGAAAAUACAAGUUCCUUUCACGGAUUAAGUCGGAUGUUUUCUUGGAAAUAAGCCCUAUGUCUUAGCAAAUCUAUACAAAAUGAGCAGAACUUAGCUGAAAUUGAUUCAAUCCGUCUUCUCUACCUUUCGUUUCUCCUCUUAGAAAUGUAUCAAUUUGUUUACCUUGUCUUAAACUUUUUUGUUUUGGUUAUUUUUGGCUUCAAAUGUAAGCGGCAUGAGAGAAUGUGCAUUCAUUUGUUGACUGCAAAUAAUGUCUCACUUGUGUUCCUCAUGACCAGCUCCGAUGAUCGCAAAGCGAAGUUAGUGAACAUAUUUCUCAAUAAAGUAAGUGAAUAGAGGAGUAUUAUUUGUGCAGGGGAUUAGGGCCCCUUUGGGCUUUGGCUACUCAAUUUAUGUUUAUCCUGUGCAUCUUUUCAUGCCUCAAAAUUAUCUAUUUACUCAUUUCCCAGUUAGCUAACAAGAAUUGAACGGAUAUGGAAAGCCCUGACCUUCAGCCGCUUGCAUUGCCCUUACAAACAAACUUGAAAGAGGGAUCAAGCAGCAGCUCCAAACGGUUGCAUGCGGCGGUCAGCUACCUUUUUAUUGUACAAUUUUCGGCGGCAUAGCCUCAUCUAGUAGCAAAGUUUAGGACAUGUAGUUGUUGUUGCCCUGUCUAGUAAAUCGACUAAUGCGUGUCUACGUCAAAGAUGUCCUCAGGAUUGCCAUGUUCCUGCCAGAAGGAUGAAAAUGUAGCAUCAAUCACAUCGUAAAGGUUGGCCAACCAUUGGAGCAAUUCAAGAGGGGGCAAAUCCAUGAACUGUCUUCAAGCACGAUGAGUGUAAUGCUUCACUGUAAGCUGUAUAAUAGUUGCGGGUGAGUUCUAGCGAAAGGGUAAAAUUGUUCUUGAUGGUAGCAACGUUUGUUAGAACUUUUUUGUCAAAAUUUUAUUUGUAUGGAUUUGUUUGGUUGAAUAAAUAACUAUACAAAUGUAUAGCAGAAAUUUGAUUUAUGCAAAGCUACUGUUAAUUUCUUUUGUAAUUUUUUUGAAAACUUUAUUUUUACAGAAAAAACUCAAAUAUUUGUAGAUAAUAAUAAUAAUUUUUUAAUAUAAAAUAAAACAUUUGCUAAAAGAUAAAUUGUUUAUACAUUUUAUUAUUUCUCUAUUGUUUUUUUUUUCUUUUUUUUUUGUAUUUACUAAUGACAUUUUAUUAUUUGUCACAUGGAUAAUAGGACGUAUGACUUAGUUUUCGCAUGUCUACUAAUGGAGAUUUUGUGAUAACCAUAGGAUAUCAAUAAUUACAGUGUUUUUAUUAGUAACAUGAAAGGUUGGUGUAUUUUAUGUUUGUACAAAAGACCUUUUGUGGUAUCAUUGAAUUUUUUGUAACUGAAAAAAAAAGAAAGGUCUGAUGAGAUUAUUGGAAAAAAAAAAUUGAAAACACAUUUGAAAUUAAAAUAUCUUUCUUCAUAAUUUGCCCAAAUGCAUGAUAACUAAAAUGGCAUUACAAGACUUAUUACAAACUUUAAUUUCAAUAGGCAAGCCUGUUUUUAGAUGAAUUAAUUGGAUUUAUUUAUUAUACUCAGAUAAUAUGAUUUAAGUUUCAUUUGGUUUAGAUGAUUUUAAAUGUUUUAUUGAAUAAUAAUUUAUAACAUGAUGUAUGUAAUGUACUACUAGCCUCAAGCGGGCAUGAGAAAGUGGCCUGGUGGGUUGGACUUUGGACUUCCAAACGAGGAAGUGGCCCAAAUCGUCCGUAACCAUGGCCUGGGACCCACCAUAAACACAAACCAGAAUCUAAGAACCGGAUGUGGACCGACAGAUUCCAAACUAACAAACACAAGAUUUUAGAAUUGGAAUCAUCCUAUCCCAGAAACACAGUAAACUUUAUCAACCCUUAAAAAAAAAAAAAGGUUUGGGGGGGGGGGGGGGG